AAGGAGCGGCUCGGCAUGGCGGCCACUUUCGCUUUCGAUUCUGUCACAUGGGGCCGUGAAGGCGGAGAGAUCGGCGAGUCAAGCGGUCCUCAGUGUCUAAUAAAGAACAGACAUUUUGUAGCGGCCGAUUCUCAGCUAGAAAGAGAAAACUAAGCGGUAAACAUUCGAGGCCGGGGCCGCCCGCGAGAGACGAACAGAAUCGCCGGCGAGGAGCAGCGAGGGGAAUCCCCGAGGAGCCAUCGCGAGGCGCAGCGGAGCGGCGUGCAGAGAACCAGCGAUAAAGGCGGUUCACAGCUGCUCCAAGAUGGCGGUCCUGAGACAAACCACCAUGUACUCCUCCACCACCCCCUUUCUGUCCUCCAAGAAGGAACUGGAAUUUCACCACCUGGGGGACUGCAAAACUGGUGGUAAAUACGGUGCAGCGGAAGUGCCAGAAAAAGAAAUUGUCACCAGCCUGUCGGACUACCCUGCCUUAGCCAAGGCCAUCACAGAAGGCACUGCCAAUCAAGUGGACAAAGCCCCCGAGAAGUGCUGCGUGUCCGUCAUCGCCCAGGCCGAAUAUGAAGGAAAACAAGAGUUCAGCCCCACCUGCUCCAAAGGACCCAUCAUCUGCUCUCCAAACUGCUUCAGAUCUGAUCAGAACAAUGUGGUCCACAUGUCCAGCAGAGGAGCCUCACUGACCCAGGCAGUAGAGUCCGUGUCCUGCCGACCACGCCGCAAACGGAGGAAACAGCGAAAGUGGGAGCGCCGGAGAUGCCGAAGAGAGAGCCAGUCCUCUGGGCACCCAGAGCAGGAGAGCUGUGCCCCAGUGCCGGUCCAAGUGCAGGAGGAUGAGACUGAAUCCAGUGGAUCUUACUCGCAGAGUCUGGGGAUACAGGAGACUGAGGUGCCUGGCUUACCAGCCAUGGAGCCAGGGAUACCCAUCCGGGACACACAGGACUCUUACAGGGACUCGGGUAGCAAGCUGCCCUACUUAAUCUCUGAGCCCUGGAACUGGCUUAUGUUUCGCAACAGGCUGCACAGCCUAAAGUUGUUUAGUGAGGAGAGCAGCUGUCUUCCAGCCUCCUCCUCUUCCUCCACCUCGUCCGAGAGUAUGGAAGUCCAGCAGUUGGCGGUCGCAGCACUGCGGGGUCAUGUGAGUCUCGGGGAAGCCCAGCAUAUCGGCCCCUUCUUCCAGAAGGUGAAGAGUGAGGAGAGCUUGCCAAAGGAGGGCUGCAACGAGGGAGUCCUCCUUCAUGAGGAUCUGACUCCGGUGGACUCGGAGUACAGAGAGAACAAGGAGUACAAGAUCUGCCGCCACCUGCAGAACGGUGCCUUUGGGGAAGUGUACCACUGCAGAGACCAAAGCUCUGUCUUUGAAUUUGCAGCAAAGAAGAUAUCCCUGGACAGAUUCCGCUGGGAGGAGGUCAGCUCGUGGAGUGCUCUGAGCUCCCCUCGGAUCGUCCAGCUCUUUGGAGCUGUGAGGGAGGACUCCUUUGUCACUCUCUUCAUGGAGCACAUCUCAGGUGGCUCCCUUGCCAGGCUCAUUAAAGACAAUGGCCGACUCCCUGAGGACCGUGCGCUGUUUUACCAGGAGCAGGUUUUAGAGGCGCUGGAGCACCUGCAGAAACGUCGGAUCCUUCACAAGGAUAUCAAAGCAGACAACGUGUUGCUCUCAUCAGAUGGACAGAAGGCUGCCCUCUGUGACUUUGGCCACUCGGUGAAGCUUGAUGCCAAUGGCUUUAGCCCGGGGCCUCCAACAGGGGAGGACCUGCAGGGCACCGAGACGCACAUGGCCCCUGAGCUGGUGAACGGAGAGGCCUGUAGCGCCAAGGCUGACGUGUGGAGCAGCUGCUGCAUGAUGCUUCAUAUGUUGAAUGGCUGCCACCCUUGGACACGUUAUUACAAGCAUCCACUGGUGCUCAAGAUUGCUAACGAGCCCCCACCCGUGAAGGAAAUUCCCCCCAGCUGCAGCUCCAGCACUGCUGAUGUCAUCAGAGCGGGACUAGAGAAGGACCCGACAAAGAGGGCUUCGGCCGGCGAACUGUUGGCGAAGGUCACGGAGGCCCUGAGAGAUGAAGUCCUAGCACUUUACGCUGGUUUGAUGUUGAGUGACACUCCGACGUCAUGUUUGUGUGUCUUCUUGCACUUUACAGUAGGUGGGUUGAGGAGCCCAUUGCAUGGACCUUAUCAGGAACCAGCAGGCCCUGCAGCAGACCCCCCAAAGUCGGAGGUGGGAGAUAGCCAGGCUCUCGAGUCGGUCAAAGACAGCAGGGAGCAGGAGCCAGAGGGCCACAUGCCCUAUAGGACGGGGGACGAGGAGUUUGUCACCGAAUCACCACAGGCACUCUCCUCCCUUACCGUGUGGCCGGUGAGCGAUCCCAAAAUCCACUGCCAGGGGCGAAGCUACACCGACUCGGCGCAGGAGCUGCAGCAGCUGGAGCGAGACUUCUUCUUGAGCAGCCUGUCCCAGCCGCACUCUCCAGAGGUGCAGGAGCAGCUGCUGUCCUGUCUGUCCAGUGACAGCUUCCCGUACUGGGACCCCGGUGACAAGGACUCUGGGCGAUACCCGUCGAGUGUGAGGGACGACCUCAGCUCUGGCAUUUAUUCCUACAACAGCCAGACAGACGGACAGCUCUUCAGCUUAGAGAGCUGGCUGGGGCCCAGUGGGGAAGCCCCCGUGUGCCUGAAGGGUGUGGACAUUCAAAUCCAGGGCUUCCAUGGUGAGACGCUGCUGAUUCGAGAGUCGCCCAGGGUGUCCGUGGGCCAUGUGGCAAUUGGCAUCAGCGAGCAGAUCUCCGCUGCCGCCUUUAGCCUGGUCAGGCAUGAUGGGAGCCCAGUGCUGAGUAAUGAAGAAAUCCCCGAUUCGGGAAUCGCCCUGCGCUGCACGCUGGCACCAGACUGCAGUCUGGGUUGGGCGUGGAGGGUCAAACAGGGCAAGCUGGAGGUGCGCGUCUUAAAUGCGCUGAAAGCCGCAGGGUCGCAGUUCAAAGCCCAGCCGGGCCUGCGAUGCCCAGUGUGAAUUCGCACCCCCUCUGCAUGUGCCGUGGGCAACUUGGCACUCUUUUAUCCUGUAGCAUUACCGACACGCUGAUGAAUGUUUAAAAAAUGACAAUAAAAAUGGUGUAAAACAAGAAA
This is a messenger RNA of Erpetoichthys calabaricus (reedfish), 3117 nucleotides long. It is a transcript of the gene map3k14a, whose product is annotated as mitogen-activated protein kinase kinase kinase 14a. The record is from RefSeq and is a predicted model, not a curated record. NCBI's taxonomy places the organism in Eukaryota, Metazoa, Chordata, Cladistia, Polypteriformes, Polypteridae. Gene Ontology annotation, molecular function: protein kinase activity; ATP binding. Gene Ontology annotation, biological process: protein phosphorylation; positive regulation of canonical NF-kappaB signal transduction.